GCUGAGACAUCCGUCCCCCUACGAGAACCCUCCUGGGUCGAGCAAAAUGAAUUACCAAACGUCGACUGCGUACUAUGACAUUGAUUAUGGGACGUCAGAGCCCUGUCAGAAGACCAACGUGAGACAGAUCGCGGCCAGGCUCCUGCCUCCGCUCUACUCGCUGGUGUUCAUCUUCGGCUUCGUGGGCAACAUGCUGGUCGUCCUCAUCCUCAUCAACUGCAAAAGGCUGAAGAGCAUGACGGACAUCUACCUGCUCAAUUUGGCCAUCUCCGACCUGCUCUUCCUUCUCACCAUCCCGUUCUGGGCCCACUACGCUGCAGACCAGUGGGUCUUUGGAAAUAGGAUGUGUCAGCUUUUGACAGGGCUCUAUUAUAUAGGCUUUUUCACUGGCAUCUUCUUCAUCAUCCUCCUGACCAUCGACAGGUACCUGGCGAUCGUCCACGCGGUGUUUGCCCUAAAGGCCCGGACAGUCACCUUUGGGGUGCUGACAAGCGGGGUCACCUGGGUGGUGGCCGUGUUCGCCUCUCUCCCCGGGAUCAUCUUCACCAGAUCCCAAAAAGAGGGGUCUCGCUUUACUUGCAGCCCCCACUUCCCACCCAGUCAGUACCGUUUCUGGAAGAACUUCCUGACGUUGAAGAUGAGCAUCUUGGGCCUGGUCCUGCCCCUGCUCGUCAUGGUCAUCUGCUAUUCGGCCAUCCUCAAGACCCUGCUCCGGUGCCGAAACGAAAAGAAGAGGCACAAGGCCGUGAGGCUCAUUUUUGUGAUCAUGAUUGUUUACUUUCUUUUCUGGGCUCCCUACAACAUCGUGCUUGUCCUGAGCACCUUCCAGGAGUCCUUCGGCCUGAACAAUUGCAGCAGCUCCAAUAGGCUAGACCAAGCCAUGCAGGUGACGGAGACGCUUGGGAUGACGCACUGUUGCGUCAACCCCGUCAUCUAUGCCUUCGUCGGGGAGAAGUUCAGAAACUACCUCUUGAAGUUUUUCCGAAAGCACAUCGCCAGACGCUUCUGUAAACGCUGCCCAGUCUUCCUGGGAGAUGUCUCCGAGAGAGCAAGCUCGGUUUACACUCGAUCCACUGGGGAGCAGGAGAUCUCUGUCGGCUUGUGACCUGGACUAGGUCUUUGUACACAGCCUGGGAGUGGGAGUGGUUCUUUUGAAAAGGAAGUCACUGUCCUAGAGGGUCUACGAUUCAUCCAUCUGGCACCUCUUUUAAGUAUAUUAGAUCAUUUGAGGCCGUCACUUCCGGAGAGCCAAAUCAAUAUACGCGGAUGAUAUAACAACCUUCUCAUCUCAGCUCCACGCACAUCAACUUAUUGGCACACUCUCCCUUCACUGCA
This is a messenger RNA of Odobenus rosmarus divergens (Pacific walrus), 1335 nucleotides long. RefSeq names its product chemokine (C-C motif) receptor 5 (gene CCR5). The record is from RefSeq and is a predicted model, not a curated record. Gene Ontology annotation, biological process: chemotaxis; inflammatory response; G protein-coupled receptor signaling pathway. Bases 47 to 1105 code for a protein of 352 amino acids. The transcript is spliced from 2 exons. Gene Ontology annotation, molecular function: chemokine (C-C motif) ligand 5 binding; C-C chemokine receptor activity. Gene Ontology annotation, cellular component: cytoplasm; membrane. NCBI's taxonomy places the organism in Eukaryota, Metazoa, Chordata, Mammalia, Carnivora, Odobenidae.